Molecule: messenger RNA, 1172 nt
Organism: Racocetra persica
Lineage: Eukaryota; Fungi; Glomeromycota; Glomeromycetes; Diversisporales; Gigasporaceae
Source: the annotation of a GenBank genome assembly
UGAUAUGAGUCUUUAUGUAACUAAAUUGUCUAUGACAGAGAAUUGCAAUACCACGAGUAAAAAAUCAACUAAGAUGACAGAAAUUCAUAAAAGUGACAGAACCGAACUUCCAUAUAAUUCACAUUUUUAUGUAGACUUAAUUGACUUUAAAGCUAAAUUUAUCUUUAUCAAAGUGAAACGAAGAAAUUGUGAUUGUGAUAAAAUUUUUAAUCUGUUACAAAGUGAAGAAGACAAUAUUUUACAACGUCUUGCUGCUUUACGAACGAAUUCGAUAUCCACCGAAUUUAGCGACGUAUCAUCUAACAGUUUCGUUUCAAUCGAACCUGCAACUUUAGCCACGCCACAAACAAUGACAUCUAUAUUAGAUCGUCUUGGCACUACAUCUGAAUCAACCACGCCUAUUUAUUUUUAUUCUGGGGCUUUUUCAACUGCACCACAUGAACCCUGGCAAUGUCAUAACCAUUUCGUAUUUUGUGAAUUACUUGGAUUCGGUGGAUACGGUAGAGUUUAUCAUGUGGUUAGCAUAUCUACUGGAAUGGAGUAUGCUCUAAAAGAAAACCGGGGUCGAAAAAAAACACUAGAAUGGGAAGCAAAAAUCAUGAACGAUAUUGGAAAACAUGAUCACAUUGUAAAUUUCUAUAAUGCAUUUGGAUACGUUGGCAAACCUAAUCAGUAUAUUUUAAUGGAACUCUGCGUGUUUGGUUCUAUCCAGGAUAUAAUAACUGAUGGUAGAUUUAAAUUUGAUCACGAAAAUAUCUUAACCCUUAUGUAUCAGAUGGUAUCUGCGCUGGAUCAUAUUCACAGCGCAGGUGUGAUCCAUCUGGAUAUCAAACCAGAGAAUAUUUUAGUCGCAUCCCAUGAGCCACUUUAUUUUAAACUUUCUGACUUUGGACUUUCUGCUUACGUGGCAGAUAAACCGACAGAAUGUUAUGGAACCUUGAAUUACAUGAGUCCAGAAGUCAUCGAGAAUGCUGUAGAAUAUGAUUUUAAGGCAGAUUGGUGGUCGUUAGGUGUAACGAUUGUUGAGUGUAUGUUGGGCUUUAAUCCAUUUAAUGACAACCACAAAGCGAGACAUGAGGAUGACAUGAUGUGGCAGCAGCAAGUGAACAAAAGGGUUUGUGAGGAAAUCGAAGCUGAAAAGGCCGAAUGGUUAAAAGAUCUUUCUUUUGAAG